AUGGAGCAGUCAUCGGCACAAAAUCAGAUGCCGGGUCUGCCCCAUGCGGGAGCUCCACAGGGGGUCCCGUCGGCGGACUACUGGUCUUCUAUCGAUGCUUUGUAUCAGGAUCCUCAGCUCCAACCUCAAGCUGCGCCGUCACAGCAACAGAAUCCGUCUGCACAGCAGCAAGCGCCAAUGGGGAUCACCUGGGAUCAUCCCGUAUUCCAACAACAGCAGCAGCGAGCGCAACAGCAUCAGAACCCUCUCGCCCCUCAGUCCGACCCCAAUCACGGCAUUUACUCCUCAAUUCCUCCUCCUUCUUGGCAAUCAAACCCGCUGCAGACUCCAGCUCGAUACGCAAAUUCCCCUCAAUACCAAACCCAACAACAAACUUCGCAGUAUCAGCAGGGCCAAAUGCCGUUCGAUCCUCUUUCGAUCAAUCCAUCCGAGAGCUCGAACUUCCCCUCAUACUCAUACCAGCCGGGCUACUUCCAUCCGCAACAACUUCCUCUCCAAGACUCUUUCCCAUCUCGAACGCCCCCCCAACAACACCAACCUCAACAUCAACAACAACAACAAGCAAGACAGCAGCAACCGGAAUAUUCCACCAGUGCCCCACAGUCCUCUAUGCAAUAUUCUAUGCCCUCGAGCUUUCCCCAGGACCUCUUGUCAAACACCAUCGACCUCACUAAUGACGACUUCCCGAGUACUGAGUCCGGAGUUUCCCAUCAAACAAUCGACCCGUCAUUUCUCAAUGAGAUGGCUCGGUCGUCGAAUGCGUCGCACCCUCUGCCUAGUAACUUUUCCUUCGGAGGCUCGGUGGACUUUGAAAGACCCGAUGGGCUUUUCAAUUAUUUCCAGAACGAUCUCUCAGUUCAGCCACAACUAACCACACCCCAGAAUACUGGUGUCGCUCAACUUGGCGGACUUGCUCCGAGACCUGCUGGAAUCCCCCAUCAACCUGCCCUUGCCCCCGCACCCAAGAAGGCCCCAGCUAAGAAGGCCCCACAGGUCAAGAAGACUGGUAUAAAGGGACAAAAGAAGCAGCAGACAGAGUCGGACAGUGGAAGUUCUGACGAGUCCGAUUUGGAGGUUGACCCAGAACCGUCUCCCCUUCCUGCGGUUCGAUCAAGUGAGCCUCUUGAAGCUGCGCACUAUGACACAAUACAAGCGGUUUGGUCUCCGCGUAAUCUGCGCGUCCCUGCCGAGAAAGUAAAGGCCUCCUUGGUUGCAUUCAAGGAUGUUGUUAAAGGGCUCCGUGAUGGCUGGAAAGACCAAGUCCAAGCAAUGAAAACCGCAGAGAACCAUGGGGACAAUGACAAGGCAACCAAACUUAAGCAAGCCGUGGCUCUCCAGCGUCGCACCAUGGAGAAGAUUAUCUCCGCCACUUUAGAAACAGGUCACCCUGUCAUCGUCGAGAAGCUUGGCGAACAUCCGGUAACACUGUCCGUGUUCUACUCAUUCCUGGCGGAUCGGUUCCAGGCCGCUGAUUUGGAAGGCUCGUUGACAUCGAACUUGCUGAAGCUUCUUGCACGAUUUGUGACUGUAGACGAGGAAUUGCUGCAGAAAACCAACAUGGCGAAGCUGCUUCCACGAUUCCUCAAGAAGGGAACACCCCGCGUCAAGGACCUCGCGCAGACUAUCCUAGACAAUGCCGCCGCAUCUACCAAAAGGAAGCAGAGUAAUGCGAAGCCAAUCAAGGAAGAGUCACCCGCUAAAGGAGACUCGCCGUCAGCAGAGAUUGUGGGCGCCAAACGUUUGCGGGAUGGUGAGAGCAAUGGUCAACCCGCUACGAAGCGGAUGAUUGUUACUUCCAAUCUGAAGGACACUCUUAAGCCGACCUCUGCGUCAAACGGUCCUAUCAAACGUACUUCAGAGGGCAUCCAGAACGGUAAGUCUGCUCCUGUGCCGGCUGCUCCUCGCCCAAAGCCGCCAAUCGCGGCCCCCAAGCCGACUGUCAUCUUUGGGGCACUCAGUUCAGCAUCCAAGAGACUGGGCACUACCAACGCGGAACGAAAAGCAGCUCAAGCGGCUGCGAAGCCAACGCCGCCGCCAGAAAGCAAAGACAAACCGACUGCACCGGCUCCGAAGCCCGCGUUCUCCUUCGGCGACAUCCUGGCGGACCUUAGCAAGCCCAAGCAGGCGGCUGUCGCCAAGCCUGCAGAAGACAAACCACCGGAGACUGAAGAGGAGCGCCAGAAGCGCCUCCGCAAGGAAGCGCGGCGCAAGCUUCGUGUUACGUGGAAGCCGGAUGAUCAACUGACUGAAGUUCGGCUGUUCACUCACGAUCCGGACGAAGAGCUUGGUCCCGGCGAUGGAUCUAUGCGCGGUAUGGGCGAUGUUAAGGGAGAGGGUAGUGUCCUCAAACUUCACAAGGAUCUGGAGGAACUUGAGGAAGAUGACCUUGGUGGCAUCCGGGAGACUACUCUUAAUGAUUACAAUGGGCUAUCUGAGAUUCUCAUUGAGUCCGCGGACAUGAAAAGCGCCAACUUUGUUAAGCGUGGCGGUGAUGAACCUCCUGUCAGCAAUGAGAAGACCGCUCAAGAACAGCGCGAGGCGACCACUCUCAUGGUGUUCCACGCUUCUCCUGCUGAUGUCCCGCCUACUCCGAAGGAACCUCCUGGUGCUGAUCCGAAUGAAAACGCUUCUGAAGUCAUUCCCUUUGGCGAAAUCCCUGACAAUGUCAAGGCUCGACAGGAACGUUACUUUGACUAUGUCAAUCCCAAGCCUGCAGCCGCUACCGCUGCUGCCGCGGCCGUCACUGUCUCUGCGCCAGUGCCAGCGCCAGCUGCAGCUGUGGGAAACCCUGGAUUUGAUAUUUCAAGCCUACUGCAAAUCAUCAAGGCCGGGACCCCGCAGCAGCAACCUGCGCCUCCGCCAGUUGCCCAGCAGGCGCCCAUGUCCGACCUCGAGCGGACCAUCAGCAUGUUCCGCCAACAGCAGGGUCAGCCUCAGGUCCCUCUGGUCCCCCAGAUUCCACAACUGCCUAUCGCUCAGCCACCAGCUGUGCCAGGGGGUGUGGACUUCCAGCAGCUCAUGAGCGUGAUGCAGCAGUUCCAGCAGGGAACUGGCUUCGCUCAGCAGCAGCCGGUGCAGUCGCAGCCACAGAUGCAACCUAAUCUGGGCGCUAUGUUCUCGCAAUUCGCCGGACAGAAUCAGCAAGCUGGUCCCUCGAACUCGACCCAGAGUUACGAGGAUCCCGAGCGCAAGCGAGUCCGUGACAGUGGUCACUAUGAUGACCCAUACGACAACCAGUGGAGUCGUGGCAAGCGGACUAAGGCGAACGAUCUCAAGCCUUACAAGGUCGGACUCGUUGCCUGCCGGUUCUGGAAGGAAGGCAAGUGCCGGAAGGGCGACAACUGUACCUUCCGACACGACCCCUAAAUACCUUCCGAUGAUCCAACCAGAUACUAUAAUCUGGUCUCUCGAUAAAUACCCUCCUCCUGUUCCCCACGCCACGUCUUCCCCAGCAUGACGAUUUCACCCCUUUCACCUUGUAUUUCAUAACCCUAUCCAAUCACGACAAUGCAUGGCAACCCCCCUAGGGAAGUUUUUUCUGCUGAACAUUUUAACCCAGGAUGGAGCUAGUCUCUUCCGGGUUGGUGGAAACAUUUCUGGCGGAUUAAGGUGCCUCUUGGGCGUUGCUUCGGUUAUUUCCCGCAACGUUUUGCAUGGCUACCCCCUUUCCAUUGUCCUUGGAUGAUGGGUUGGGGGUCGCACCAGGCGUUUUUAUUUGUUUCGUUUUUUCCACCUCUGCAAUUCUCCUGGCUGAUUGAUCCCUGCCAUGGAUGGCAUCUUCCUUCCUUAUCCUAUCCUAGGUUGUGGAGAUGAGAUCUUAGCAGGGCGGUAAGCCGGAGCGAGCUGCGGAUGUCAUAUCACGGCGCAUAGUUCUUCUCAUUUUUGAUUUUCCUUUCAGGGGAAGGAGGGUAUAACCUUGUACAUUAGAUAAUUACAGCCUC
Messenger RNA from Penicillium subrubescens, 3941 nucleotides. RefSeq lists its product as uncharacterized. The transcript is spliced from 7 exons. NCBI's taxonomy places the organism in Eukaryota, Fungi, Ascomycota, Eurotiomycetes, Eurotiales, Aspergillaceae. Bases 1 to 3366 code for a protein of 1121 amino acids. The record is from RefSeq and is a predicted model, not a curated record. Gene Ontology annotation, molecular function: metal ion binding.